Ciona intestinalis (vase tunicate) is the source of this 2972-nucleotide messenger RNA. The record is from RefSeq and is a predicted model, not a curated record. NCBI's taxonomy places the organism in Eukaryota, Metazoa, Chordata, Ascidiacea, Phlebobranchia, Cionidae.
UAAACUUCAUAAGCAGUAGACCGGGAUCAGCGUUUUACAUAAUUCAUCACAGUUAUUUUUCACGAGUAUUUUUUCGGUAAUGUUUCAGCUCUAGUGUUUGUUAAGUUGCAGUAAUGAUGGCAGUUGUAUGUUUUAUCGUCUUCAUCACUCACGCAAUAUUAAUGGAUAGAACAAGCGCUCAUAACCUCCCAGGGUCAACGCUGAACAAUACCUUGUGUCUGGAUUGCGAUGUCAGUUGCAGAACUAGCGGAACAGCAGAUACACAACUCGUCUCGCGACUAGAUAUCUGUGACGCAUUAAUACAGUGCGAUGACGUCACACCUUGUGACGUAGGAUGCUCUCAAUAUUAUCGGUGUCAUGGGUCGUCUGAAUGCGUGGAACGCAGCACUAUAUGUGACAAGAACUCAUGUAAUGGUUGUAGUGAAGAUACGGAGUGGCAACAUGGGAUCGGGUUCGAAUGCGCAAGACAGGGUUUUUAUUGUUUGCUACCACAGCAAUUGUUAUGGGACAAUGUAAAGGAUUGCGAUGGUGGGGAAGACCUUUGUUAUUCAGCACCCGGUGUGGUGGUCGGUGAUGGAAGAGAUAUUCGUAGCAUGCACGGUGCUACACUGGAUGAAGGGAAAUGCUUUGAAUGUUUGGAUCACACAAUGAUUAUUCCUUGGGAUAAAGUUUGUGACGACGUGAUGGAUUGUAGCGACCAAUCAGAUGAAUGCUUAUGUGAGGCACGGGUUCCUUCUAUUUGUAAAUUCAUCUACAACACAUACGCGGAGCCUAAUAGACCUGAUGACGUUGCAUUAUGUAAGCUCGGUGAAGUAUCUUGUGGGGGAGGUGUUUGUAUCUCUAGAUCAGAGGUGUGUGAUUCAUAUCCACAAUGUAGCGAUAAAAGAGAUGAGAGCAAUGAAUUCUGUGAUGGUACGAUUCAAUGUCAGUAUGCUGAUCAAGAAUAUGCAGAAAAAUUAUGCAGAUGCGACACCUCCUUCCAUCCAUGUCAAGCCAACAUAGGAGCUGCAUGCGACGGGGUUAUGAACUGCCCUCCUCCUUUUACGGGGGCGUACAAUGUACAAACGAAUUGGAAUUACCCAGAAGAUGAAUGCAAAGCUGAAUGUGAUGUUGGUGUAUAUGGUUGUGUAGAUGGAUCAUUCAGCGCGGUGUCUGAGGGAGUGGGGAUGAUUGCUUGUCUCACUUAUAUAGACUACAGCAACGCAACCGCCUCAUUGGUCAGCCAUGGUGUGACAUCAUCAAGGUGGUGUGAUGGUACGCUAGAUUGCAGCUCGGGGCAAGAUGAGUAUUUGGCUUCCUGUAACCAGACGAGGUUCUUCUGUGAUGUCAUAGACGGCAAAGUUAGCAUUCCAUUGUCCAAGGUUUGUGAUGGAACAAUGGAUUGUAUUGGGGGGCAAGAUGAAUCAGAUUGUGUGGGGCGGUUCAGGUGCGACGUACUUAGUGGGACUAAGGUUUCUAUAGAUUACCUUUACGUUUGUGAUUACAACAUCAACUGCGACGAUGGAGAAGAUGAAAUGGAUUGUCGAGAUGGGAGGUUUUAUUGUGAGAAUAAAGAUCCGCUGUUCGUGAUGAGCUCGAAGUUGUUCAAUGGACGUGGUGAUUGCUCCGACUGGAGCGAUGAAUGCCCUACAGACAUGACGAGCGAAGACACAUUUUCAUCGAGAUAUCAUUUGAUCGCAAACCCGAUACUUCGUGUGUUUGUGUGGAUUAUGGGGGUGUUAGCUGUUGGGGGAAAUCUGAUAGUGAUCGUUGGUGAAGUAUUGGAAUGCAAGAACAUGAAGAAACGAGAUUUCGCGUCACUUCGUGCGAAUCAUAUCUUUGUGCUAAACCUUGCUGUUGCCGAUCUAUUGAUGGGAGUGUAUUUGAUUAUAUUGGGUGGCGUGGGUGUGUUAUAUCAGGGCAGAUACUGCAUAGAUAAAUAUACAUGGCUUACAAGUGCGUUGUGUUCAAACAUUGGCGUCCUUGUUGUUGUAUCGAGCGAAACAUCAGUGGUGACAAUGGUGAUUCUUACUUCAUUCAGGGUUUAUGCUACGUACAAUCCGUUCUCAUCACAAUUGAACCCCCGCUCGUGGCUCGUCACGCUCCUUAUCGCCCUCUCGUGGCUGUUUGCGGUCAGCAUAGCAACUGUCCCGUUUGCUCCGAGCCUUCACCACUUCUUCAUAGAGAAAGCCUGGAUCAAAGGGAACCCGUUCUUCAAGAGCGAGAUGGUGGGGUUAACGCCAGCGAAAAUAUUCGUUCGGAGGUUGUUGUCUUUUGAUUCACAUUUCGGGAACUCCACCCAAAGUUUAUUGAACCAAGCCGCUGAUUCACGAAGUUGGAUCGAUCUUAUUAAAGUGAUGGAGUCCGAUCCGGAGGGAAGCCACUACUUGGAUAUCGUUGGAUAUUUUGGGUAUUACAGCGACAACAGCGUUUGUAUCCCAAAGUUAUACGUAAAACACAGCGAUGCUGCGUGGGGAUUCUCGUUGGCGGUCUCAAUAUUUAACUUCUUCUCAUUUAUCUACGUUUUGGUGGCUUAUUUCGCUAUUUAUUUAAAGUCCAGUAAAAGUUUGUUGCUUCACUCAAAGGGAAAACAACAAAGCAUGAUCUCGAAGAAGAAUGCAGCCAUGCAAAGGAAGAUCAUCCGUUUAAUCAUCACCGACUUUUGUUGUUGGGUUCCCAUCUCCAUCAUGGCCUUCCUCAGCAUUGGUGGUUAUGAUAUCCCAUCCGUCGUGUACUCAGUGUCGGCCAUUAUCCUGCUUCCCAUCAACAGCGCUCUCAAUCCACUUCUGUACUCAAACUUUGUGGAUAAAGUAAUUGAUAGAAUGAAGAAAAAGCCGGAACGCCAAGUCUCGCAAAGUUCUGAGACUUUGCAGAGCACACGUGUGUGACUCCUGUGGGAGUGACAACCAUGGAUAAGUCACUCAAGUUCCCACCCACAAGGAUAUAAAUGACCAAACCAACCGAAAGUCAUGUCUGCUUAUCCACACACUACA